Messenger RNA from Hemibagrus wyckioides, 2367 nucleotides. RefSeq names its product RAN GTPase activating protein 1a (gene rangap1a). The coding region runs from base 163 to 1929 and encodes 588 amino acids. Gene Ontology annotation, biological process: nucleocytoplasmic transport; activation of GTPase activity; signal transduction. The transcript has 16 exons. Gene Ontology annotation, cellular component: perinuclear region of cytoplasm; cytosol; nucleus. Lineage: Eukaryota; Metazoa; Chordata; Actinopteri; Siluriformes; Bagridae. The record is from RefSeq and is a predicted model, not a curated record. Gene Ontology annotation, molecular function: small GTPase binding; GTPase activator activity.
CUACGCCGGUGUGUGCAUGUGUGCUUGUUGUUGUUCCGUUCACGCCCAAAAUAAAAACCGGUUUAAAAGUGUCCUACAGGUAAAUAUAAUGGCGCCGUUUACGGUGUGAUAUCCGCGGAGUAAUUACAUUCAUCCCUAACACGCAGAUAAACCGGUGUGGGGAUGGCGUCGGACGAUGUGGCCCAGCUGGCCGACUCUCUGGCCCGGGCUCAGGUGGGAGAAGGAGAACUGAGCUACAAGUCACAGGGCCUGAAGCUGGACAACGCUGAGUCUGUGCAGGAAAUAGUGAAGGCGAUUCGGGAGUUUGAGGGGCUACGCGCUCUGCGCUUGGAGGGAAACACAGUAGGAGUGGAAGCAGCACAGGCCAUCGCAAAGGCACUGGAGGACAAGCGUGACUUUCAGUGCUGUUAUUGGAGUGAUAUGUUCACGGGCCGCCUGCGCUCAGAGAUCCCUCCUGCCCUGACAUCUCUAGGUGAGGCUCUGAUAUUGGCUGGCGCUCAGUUAAAGGUGCUGGAUCUGAGCGAUAACGCGUUCGGACCUGACGGUGUGAAAGGCAUCGAGACUCUGCUGAAGAGCUCAGCGUGUCACACACUGCAGGAGCUGCGGCUCAACAACUGCGGGAUGGGCAUCGGGGGAGGAAAGAUCCUGGCAGCGGCCCUGAUGCAGUGCCACAAAGAGUCCAGUAAACUCAGCGCCCCUCUGAGGCUGAAGGUCUUCAUCGCAGGGAGGAACAGACUGGAGAACGACGGAGCCACGGCACUGGCUCAGGCCUUCCAGUUGAUGGGCAGUCUGGAGGAGAUCCACAUGCCUCAGAACGGCAUCAACCACCCCGGAGUGACGGCUCUCGCCAACGCCGUGCAGCACAACCCCCAGCUCCGAGUGCUCAACCUCAACGACAACACCUUCACCAAGAAAGGAGCCAUCGCCAUGGCCCAGGCUCUGAAGCACCUCCGCAGUGUGCAGGUGAUAAACUUCGGUGACUGUUUGGUACGAUCUGAAGGAGCCUUAGCCAUAGCCGAGACCCUGAAAGACGGCCUUCCCAUUCUCAAGGAGUUGAAUCUGUCCUUCGGGGAGAUCACAGAGGAGGCGGCUCUGGCUGUCGCGAAUGCAGUGAAGCACAAAGACCAGCUGGAGAAACUCGACCUCAAUGGUAACUGUAUCGGUGAGGAAGGAUGCGAGAACCUCCGGGAGCUCAUGCUGAACAUGAACAUGGGUGACAUGCUGGCCUCUCUGAGUGAUGAUGAUGGAGAGCCAGACGAAGAUGGUGGCGAAGAUGAAGAGGAGGAGGAGGAAGAUGACGAGGACAAGGGGGAGGAUGAGGAAGAUGAGGACGAAGAUGAUGAUGAGGAGGAGGAGGAGGAGGAGGAGGAAAAUGAGGAAGACGGAGAAGACGAGCCCAGUUCACCUAAACAGAUAUCGACUCCACCUUCAGCCCCUCACCCUCCAGACGUCUCGUCCUUCCUCUGUUUCCCGUCUCCAGAGAAACUGCUGCGUCUCGGCGACCAGAGAGUCCAGCUGAUCCAGAAACAGGUGGACGUGACAGAUGUGAGUAAGACCGUCGAAGCCUUCCUGAAGAUCUCGUCUGUGUAUAAGGAGCGGGAUCUGGAGGUGAAGGCAGCAGUGCUGGAGAGCGUCGAUGCUGUUUUGACUAAAGCCUUUUCCACACCAUCAGUCCAGACAUUCAGUUUCAUCUCUGCGUUACUAGUGAUGCUUGGUUUAUUAAAGAGUGAGGAUAAAUUAAAACCUGUGGCAGUCGUACCAGGUCACCUGCAGUGUUUGGAGCAUGCGGUGCAGCAGAAGUAUUUCCCUAAAGAGCACAUUGUUGUGCUGCAUGCCUUUUUGGCCAGACAAAACAAGUCCUUGGACUCGUGUAUCAGUGCUCGAGACAGCCUUCGCACCACCCUGCAGAGACUACUGCCCGAGAGCUAAACACACACACACACACACACACACACACACACACACACACUCCGGAUAUUUGUCUGCUCAUCAUUUUGUGUUGGAGAAUAUUGGACCUUAAAAGAAAUGAUUUGGGUGCACCUCCUGCAGGACAAAGCAGGACACUACAGGACUAAUGGACCACACACACACACACACACACACAUUUCAGACCAUCUCACACACUCAUGCACUGAUAUGUUACAUUCAUCUCAUCAUUAUCAAUAAAACUGGUCGAUACAGAAUGCUGCGGUCUGAUUGGUCAGAAGGUGGUGAUUCAUUCUGGCUUUAGUUCAGCUCCAGAUCACAGGUUUGUAUCAGAGCCCUCCUUCUAGUACCUUACCGUUUCCAUAGCAACAGAUCAUACACAAGGACUUGUUCAGCGGAUGCUCUACAUAAUCUACAGCAGAUUUUAAAUAAUAAAAUAAA